This is a messenger RNA of Purpureocillium lilacinum, 1290 nucleotides long. RefSeq lists its product as uncharacterized. The record is from RefSeq and is a predicted model, not a curated record. NCBI's taxonomy places the organism in Eukaryota, Fungi, Ascomycota, Sordariomycetes, Hypocreales, Ophiocordycipitaceae.
AUGAGCGUGCCUGCUACACUUCGGGACCACAUGGACGAUGUCUUUGAAGCGACACAGUACUACAACUCGCAAAUAUACCCGUUACUGGCCACUCAUCAGCUCGCUCCCAAUCUAUUCGUCGCCCCAAUCGAGGGCCUGCAGCUUGUUCCAGCCUCCAUGCGUCACGCUCUCAUCUCCCUCUCUCUUGGCUACAGGAUACUGCAACUCCCUCCCGAACAGCGCGUCGAUGGACAUCCAGCCGGCGUCCUUCCGUUUGCUGGCUCUGUACUCGACUCUUCGCCAGGGCCCGUCACAGGAGUUGCCGGCAAGCUGUGGUGGCGCGCUCACGAUCACGUCGGCGCGGCAAUUCGCCUUCUCAAACACGAUAUCACUCAUGAACCCUCGAGAGCGACGACCGCCACGAUAAUUAGUGUCUUUGUACUCCUCAUAACAGAGCUCUUCCAAACUGCCACGCCGCAAUGGAGAUCCCAUUGCCUCGGCUUCACAGCAUUGGUGGCGCUUCGCGGCGGCCUGGAAGGCCUCAUGCAGGACCCUGAAGACGGAAUCAUUAUCCGGCCGAGCUUAUUAACCUACAUCAUCAUGAUUGUCAUGGCCAACACGACGAGCCCCUCGUAUGAUCAGGUCGAUGCUGAAAACCAUGUGAACAUGAUGGACACCGUGGAAGACCUCUAUUCUAUCGGCAUGUAUCCUCGCCUUCCCUGUCCACAGCCGCUGUUUGUGGAGAUUGUCCGCAUCAACGACAUUCGCUGGCGAGUGGCGACUGGGCAGCUUGAUCCAGUGACAUGCGGGACAUCUACAGCUGUACGGGAACUGUUACGACGUGUCAUGGACUUUUCGCCGGAGAGCUGGGCCGCAGCGCAAGCCACAACAUCGCCUACGGCUUCGUGGCUCUUGACAGCCCGCUGUUACCAGUCUGCUGUGCUUCUCUUCGCUGACGCGACCUUGCUCAACCCGCGGCGUCUGGCAGGCCCUGACACCGGCGACGAUGGCCGAUCUAAAUACCGAUCUACGCGAGCGCACCAUCGUGCUCUGUUGUUUAAACUGGCCGCCGAAGGGAUGUCGGGCCAAGUCACAAAGUUUGGCAUCAUCUGGCCCGUCAUUGUGGCUGGGUUCGAGGCGGCGAAGGGCACGGCAGAGGAGCGUCGCCUCGUGGAAAACGGACUUACGGACCUCUGCCGCGGCGUGGGUGCAACGGCCGUUGCCGCCCGAGAGGCACUCGCCCGGUUCUGGAAGUCGGGAAAGAGAACCUGGGACGAGUGUUUCGACCGUCCGUAUGCGUUUAUCGUGUAG